CGCAGACAUCAUAAAAACAUCAUAAGAAGAACUCAUCUGGCUUCACUACCGCUUUGCCAUGGACAAUAAGACCAAUGAUGGGCAUGAGAGUGUUCCUCCUAUCCAUAGCCAAGUCGUGAAGAUCAAGAGAGAGUUUGAGAAGAUACAACACCCGUCUCUAAGGCAGCCUGAGAUGCCAAGGGUUCUUCGCGAGAGCGUGAGUCCACGGCGUUCUCGUUCUCCCUUGGGCUUAGGAGAGAGAGAAAGACCCAUCUCCGUUGGGAAUUGAUAACAAAGAGAGAGAGGGAGAGAUAGAGAUAGGUGAUCCUCUGUGUAUUAGGGUUUCUCUUUUAUCUUCAAUGUAAAUAUCUCUGGUGAAUAUGAUGAGUUUCCUGUUAAAUAUCCUGACACGACA
Camelina sativa (false flax) is the source of this 394-nucleotide messenger RNA. RefSeq lists its product as uncharacterized. Lineage: Eukaryota; Viridiplantae; Streptophyta; Magnoliopsida; Brassicales; Brassicaceae. The record is from RefSeq and is a predicted model, not a curated record.